AUGUCUUCUGACUCUGACACUCCCAUCCACCUGCACGCGGAGCUUCUGCCCAAUAUUCGACAGCUCACCUUCUACGUUUCUCUUCCUGCAGGUAGCUAUAUAAGUCAGGAUGGUGGCACGCUCAAGCCAGAGAUCUCGCUGUCCGAGUCGCGGCGCGCAGUCACAGUGUCCGUCGGGGGAGAAAUGGAGACAAUGAAGCUUCCCGCGAGGGUCAGCGAGAGUUCUCGAUCAGGCCUGCGGUUUCCGGCACAUGCUUUCUCGGGAAAACCCGCGGCUAUUGAUGGCACGAACAGGAUGGAAUUCUCAUUCCGUAUGCAGGUGGAUAAGGACGAAGUUCCUGGUUUGACAAAGGAUGAAUUCGUGGAUGACUUUAUCCCCUGGACGGCAGCGGACAUGUCUACAUCUGCCCUUGUGCGGUGUCGCGAGUGCAGUGCAGUGAUCUUGGACCCCGGAGAACAUACUGAAGGAUGGACAUGGAAAGAUCUUCCUAGUGGGAACUGGGCUGAAAUGAUGGACUUUUGGCACUGUCACAAGCCAGAUCCACAUGAAGGUCAUGACCACAAGUCAAUAGAGGAUUCUAAUGCAGUCCUGAAAGGCUAUGGAGCCGCGAACCAGAUCUCAGCGAGCCCUGGGACGGUUCUCGUUGAUGUUGCUUCAUUCCUAGUUGCUGAAGUGGAUUGUAAUGGUCUGAGAAAGUCACAAAAUGAGCGUCUUCCGCACACUGGAAACGCUAGGACCCGAGUCUACGUAGAAUGUGAAGCCUGUGGUGCAACAAUAGGCACGGAAGACGUCACUGCUAAUGGCUGGAGACUUUUCAAAACAUGUAUAGCCGUGCAGCAAGAACCAACCUCGAUCGCCCAGGAGGCGGGGUCUGAACCCUCAAAUCUCGAAACAUACCCGAAGGAGACGAUAGUCGGCGCGCAGCUCCUAGAAAUGAUCGAAAGAGAAGGCGUAAGACGCUUCGUUAUUCAUUGCGGAGGAAAUAACGGACACCUACUCUGGAUCUUCAACCCAGACAUUCGCUACUCCAGCAUCAGUCCAAACCACAGCGUGACCUCACAGCGAGCAAUGAAAGCAUUCUUUCAACAUAUCUCGGACGUUGAAAAAAUCCUCGAACCCGAACAAGGGAAGCCGGCAUCAAUGUCUUUGGAGGAGCUGUAUCUUCCUCGGGAUACUUAUCAGGAUAUAGCUUCUACGCUAAAUCGGAGUAAUGAGAUGUUACCGGCUUCUGCUAGGAGUUUUCGUGAGUGGAAGGUCGGGUUCUUGAGUAGGUUGGAUGGGAAGCACGCGUGA
Messenger RNA from Paecilomyces variotii, 1293 nucleotides. RefSeq names its product ubiquitin-conjugating enzyme E2-binding protein. The transcript is spliced from 3 exons. Gene Ontology annotation, molecular function: ubiquitin protein ligase activity; cyclin binding; ubiquitin conjugating enzyme binding. Lineage: Eukaryota; Fungi; Ascomycota; Eurotiomycetes; Eurotiales; Thermoascaceae. Gene Ontology annotation, biological process: protein autoubiquitination; proteasome-mediated ubiquitin-dependent protein catabolic process; protein monoubiquitination. Gene Ontology annotation, cellular component: ubiquitin ligase complex; cytosol; nucleus. The record is from RefSeq and is a predicted model, not a curated record. The coding region runs from base 1 to 1293 and encodes 430 amino acids.